Messenger RNA from Glycine soja, 1384 nucleotides. RefSeq names its product protein KTI12 homolog. The transcript is spliced from 2 exons. The record is from RefSeq and is a predicted model, not a curated record. Lineage: Eukaryota; Viridiplantae; Streptophyta; Magnoliopsida; Fabales; Fabaceae. Bases 317 to 1225 code for a protein of 302 amino acids.
GAACCCUAAAUCUGAAAAUACCUUGACUCCGCUCUGCCACUGCUGAGAAAAUUGCGACGCGGAAACACGCGCAUCUUCACGAUCCUGGAAUCCACCGCGGCAUAUCCAGCGAUUCCGAUCUCCGACGAGUCUGCGCAGGCGAAGAAUCGCGCGAUUUGUCUGGAAAUCGCGAUUCAGCCACGAUUCAUCCCCGAUACUGAGACUCAACCACGAUUCAGGAAGAAAAACGAGACAACCUCCGAUUCGUAUCGGUAGCAGUUCGAAUCAUAUCGAAUCGGGCGAUACAUAUCGUGAAUCGUACGGUUGUGUCCUAAAAAUGGCACUGGUUGUAAUGUGUGGGCAACCAUGCAGUGGAAAGUCCAAAGCUGCAGUCUGUCUCGCCGAAGCUCUCAAAGAAUCAGAAUCAAAACUUCAAGUGAGAAUCAUAGACGAAGCUUGUUUUCAUCUUAAUCGUAACCAAAGCUUCGCGAAUAUGCCUUCGGAGAAGAAUUUAAGAGGGGUGCUUAGGUCAGAAGUAGAUAGGUCCCUGUCUAAAGAUAGCAUCAUCAUAGUAGAUUCUUUGAAUAACAUCAAGGGUUACCGAUACGAGCUAUGGUGCUUGGCUCGAGCAGCAGGGAUCAGAUAUUGUGUGGUUUUCUGUGAUGUUGAAGAAACCAUUUGCAGGAAAUGGAAUGAAGAACGCAGGGAGAAAGGAGAAGCCAAUUAUGAUGAUUCGAUAUUUGAAGAUUUGGCAAGAAGGUUUGAGAAACCAGAUAGAAGAAACCGGUGGGAUUCUCCAUUGUUUGAAUUAUGGCCACACAGAGAAGCAACAGAGAAAUCUUCCCCUGCUGUUGUAGAUGCUGUCUCCUACUUAACCAAGAAAGUGGACUCCAAAACCAGGGAUGUUAAGAUACUACAACCAACUAUUGCAACUCAAACCUCGCGUUUUUCUGAUGCAAAUUCUCUCUAUGAGUUGGACAAAGCAACACAAGAGGUCACAAAUGCUAUAGUAGAAGCACAAUCUCAAGCUCUUGGAGGACCACUUAAUGGAGUUUCCAUAGGGAAAGACUUGCCUGUAAUUAACAUUUCAAGGUCAGUUGGGCUUCCAGAGCUUCGUAGGAUGCGCCGUACCUUCAUAAAAUUGACAGGGCAAACAAGUUUAAGUGGGCCACCACCUCCUUCUGAUGCAGAUAGUGCAAAAAGAAUGUUCAUUGACUACUUGAACAGGGAACUGGGAACAUCCUGAAAGAUAUGAUAGUCUUGCAAUUCAUCUUAUAUGUGUGCUAAAAGAUGCCAUGUUUGUGUGUUUAGAUCCUGAGCUGUUUUAUAUUUACCUAGAGCAUUAUUAUUGAAUACACUGCUUUUUUGAAUUCCCUCUUUAUUCUACUAUCAUUUAAUUUUCUCU